UAAUCUUUGUUUUGUCCAUGGUUCAAGUGUUUUCUUCCACUUCCGAAAGAGCUUCCAACGCCAUUGAUCCACUUGAAAUACUUGUGUAUGGAAUGGGUAUGGUUUAGGCACAAAUAUGCAGUACCUUUUUUUGUUCUUUUAAUUCGAAACUCCCCAAACCUGGAGAAACUUAAGCUAGAGCUUUCGGUCUAUGACUUAUUUGAUGAAUCUGAGACGAGCUCUUUUCCACAUGAAGAUUAUUCAGAUAUUAUGUUGGAGCAUCUUAACGAAUUAGAGAUUUUACAUAUUAGCAACGAGGAGAGUGAGUUGGCUGUUGUGAAGCUUAUUUUGGCCAAGUCACCUGCACUAAAGAAUGUGCGGAUACUCAUAUGGGAUCAGGUUGAUGAGGAUGAAAAGUUGGAGAUUUCGGAAAUAGUUUUAAGUUUCACAUGUGCAUCACCUAUGGUAAAAAUCAUUGUUAGUUCAGUUCAAAACUAAUUAGUCGUAGCACUUGAUGGUUUUGUUGACUAUUUAGUGAUAUGAACAAUUUUGUUUUGAUUGCAA
Messenger RNA from Helianthus annuus (common sunflower), 543 nucleotides. RefSeq lists its product as uncharacterized. The transcript is spliced from 2 exons. The record is from RefSeq and is a predicted model, not a curated record. NCBI's taxonomy places the organism in Eukaryota, Viridiplantae, Streptophyta, Magnoliopsida, Asterales, Asteraceae. The coding region runs from base 88 to 477 and encodes 129 amino acids.